AUGUUCUCUCCUAAAAACGGCGUUUGGAAUCAUUUAUGUCUGGUAUGGAAGAACAUUCCAGGAACCUACUCAUUCUUCAUUAACGGCACAGAAGCGAUCAGCGGAAUAUUGGUGGGGCAUCAAGGGCCCUAUUUGUCUUAUCUCUCGAUUCCAGCCGACGGUUUGUUAGUCAUUGGUGGAAAAAAGACUGCGGCUCACAUGGAAAAUCCGUUUGUGGGAAGAAUGACAUGCUUACAAAUGUGGUCCUUUUCCCUUACGGAUACUAUCAUCAAAGCGUUAUCUCAAAAGAAAAGAUGCGAAAAAUACUCUAAUCCAUUGCUUAACUGGAAUGAGGUGAAGAGCGGAAUAGCGGUUGGCAACGUGCGCCAGGAAGUUCCAUCCUCAGUUACACAGCCGAAUGUUGGUUAGAAAACACCCGUCAUAUUUUCUUACAUCGGCUGAUAUUUUUAUUGAAAUCCUACAGAGGGAUUAGGGGGAGGGGGAAGCGGGGUUCGAACCCAUGCCCUUUUAUACCGACCUUUGCUUACACAAGCAGCAAUUCCUCCUUCGCUCUGACGAAGGGUUAACGCUUGAAACGUCAGCUUUUAAACUCUUUAUGGUGGUCAAUUAACGAUAUCAACUCAGUUAAUGAUACCAAAUUACCCUACCUUUACACUAGAGCACGAAAUCUAUGAUCAAGUCCUUAAGAUAGUCAAUGUAAAUGCUAAUAAAAAUAAAAAAAAAAAACAACCGAACGAAUCUGUUGAACGAUGUAACUAGAAUAUACGAUUGCUAAUGUUUGUUGAUGGAUUGUUGCAUCUGUAACUAGCGUUUGAUUAUACAACUCUCACUUAGGAAUAACUGGCUCUCCCAAAAAAGUGCUUCCAAUUUUUAUUUUUCUAAUUUCAGUGUCGGAGGAGGAUUUCGAUGUACAGUUCGCUCCUGAAUCAACUGGGAGUUACGUGAUGAAAGAGACGAUAACAGGUCUUCAACUUUCUUCCCUGACCGUGAGCAUGUGGUUGAAGAAUGACAAAUGUGAUUCAAAACACACCAGUUUUGUUUAUUCCACUACCGACUAUGAUAGCGAGAUUUCGUUCAAACUGGAAGGAAUCACGGCAAUCCAAGAAUGCAAGCUGAGUAUUAUCAUGAAAAAUUAUGUGUAAGUUAUCUUUUUCUAACCCAAUUUGUACGUAAAUUUAGAGGGGUGUUUGUUACAUGCCCGUUCCAGGCGUUGAGUAUGUAAACUGGGCGCGAUAAGGACUGCGGCGACCCGACACAUGGCCCCUUUGUAUGCUUGCAUCUUUUUCCGUAACAUAAUUACCAAUUUAGCGCUUGAGAAAAGCUUCUUUCCUGUUGCAAAUAUAGCUAUUGCUAAUAAUCAGACACUCACAUAAAUAUUUACGAUUUGUAGUUCACUAAAGUGCUGGUACACAAAACACAAUAUUAUGAAAUAUAGGAUGGGAUCAAACCUCCAAAAUGUCUGCUUGCCUAAUCGAAACGUUCCCUAAUUUCUACAUAGUCAGACAACAUUCAAGUAAGCGCACGCGUUAUACCGGUCAUAUUUUGAAGUGUUUUUAUGCAUAACGACGAAAUCAAAGAACGACACCAACGUCCUAUCAUACUGGGCGAAUAAAUUUGGUCAAUGAAGGAAUUUUCUUGUGGCGAAAGAUUUCAGUGCUGGACACAUUGAUGAAAAUAAAUCUCGCCGCCCUUUGCUCUUUCCCGAGUUUGUGUAAGACAGGGAGAUGUAGACACAGAACUUGAGAACAAAGUAUGUAAGCUGGCUACCUGCACUUUUCCCCUCCAGUCAAUCCUGAGCAGGAAAAAGGAAUCAUUUCUCCUGUUCAUCAAAGACAAUCACAAGGAGGAUUCGUUUCAUUUCGCAUGUUAACAAAAACAGAUGGGCAAUGUUGACUGAUUGAAAUUCACUAAAUAGAGAGAAACGUCAUUCUCGGGAAGGCGACCCGUUAAAUGAAGAGAUGUUGCUAUUUUUAACUCUAAUGCCCCUGAUGACGACUUCUGCCCGGGAUUGUCGAUAAAGCAUCAUUCGCUGCCACCUUGAAAAGUUAAAUAGCAUCUCUUGAAAGAUCCAGCCACGAGAUCGGCAGUAUAUAUGAAUUUACCGAAACCAAGGAAGAUCUAACUAUGAGAAUCAAAGUGCUCUGUGAGCAAACUCGUGAAUUGACACAUGAUUUUUUAGAUUAUGUUUAAUGUUAUCUGGUUUAGGGAAUUUUGUGGUUGAUUGUCAUAUCUAGAGUACGAGCAGUAGUUCAGUGUUCGCUAAUGUAGCAAAGAAACAAAGUAACGUUGGGAUAAGAAGGCAUUACCAUUGAAAUGAUCAUGCUAUUACAUUUGACAAGGUGGAUGAUGUCAUGUGUUUUAAACGUCUAUCAUUUUUGUUUCUGGUUUAAAAGAAAAGGUUGAAAGUAAAUGUGGGUGAAAAGUGAGAUUUACUGUCUUUCGUGGUAAAUAUUAGAAAAUCAAGGCAAUACUGUCUUAAUGAAAACAUUAACGAUUCCCUCUUUAUCAAAAGAGACAAACGGGAACGAGUUUUGAGGGAUAUAACUAAGCCAAGCCUGCCACCGUCAUUUUGGAUCUCCGCCUGGGUAGAUUUAAGUCACGUGCUAGGCAACGUAUAAUCAAUAACAAGAUAGAAUUUCAUUUCAGGCCUAUUUACCAAUUUUGUGGUGUGUAACUUUCGCAUUUUAGUACGUUGUAUGUAUGUUGAAUCUUCAAAUUGUCUUAAAACUUAAAAGAAAAUUGUUCUUUAAAAAUUCACUGAAAAUCGGUAGAUAAAAUUGUUUGUUUAGGGGUUAUUUGAUUUUCGUGUUAACUUGUUAUUUCGUCAGUCGCCGGCAUCUUCUGUUGCUUCACACAGGAAAAACACACGCGACGAAACGUAAUGAUCAAUUUUGUCCUCAAUCUCACGCUAUAACAGAAAAAGCUUUUGAACAUCUGUAAACUCCGAGCGCUUCGCAGUAAGUGAUAUUUUCAAUGAAUCUUCGGAUUGUUUUCAAGUUCAAGGAUUGUAAAUUACAAUUUUAUGAAAAACGAAGGUUGUUCUGUUAUUUCAGUGUGAAUCCUUGCAUGCCUGCCAGUCGCUGGCGCCGCUUGUUGAAACUAAAACGUAAAAAAAAACUCUUUUAAGAUUAUAAUUGGCUUCUUUUUCACCCCACCACUAUUCUUAGCGACAAAGGUCGCCAUUUCGUCUGUUUAUUGCUCGCCAAAAACUAUCAAAUGCACUCAAAAGCCUAAAAUCUAAAAAAAGUUUACAGGAAUCGACCAAUCGAGCGAGCGAGCGAGCGAAUGCCAUUCCCCACAUCGUACCUAUAACUCGCUCUUGCGCAUGCGCGCAAUUCACGAGUUAAAAAUGGUAUCAAUUGUAUGAUUUUGAAGAAGAAAUAAUUUCACCUUAUUUUUUUUCCAAAAUAUCACCUGCAGGUUAGGUUCGAAAUAUAUUGGACUGGAUUCAUCCCGCUGGCAUUUUGUCGCUUUUGCAUGGAGAAGCAACGACGGAAAUUACAUUUUCGUGGUCAACAGUUAUUCAGACUUGGGGCUUAGAAAGUUUGAGGGCAAGACUAUUGAAAGCGGAAACAUCCUGAUUGGGCAGCAAAGUGAAAACGUAAACUUAGAGAAUCCAUUUUCUGGACGAAUUACUUGUUUGCAGAUGUGGAAGACGUUUCUAAGUAAGGAGCAAAUAGAAGAAAUCUACAAAGGAAAUGGUGCUAAAGAUGGCAAAUGCCAGACCAACGACGACUCCUACAGAUUCUUAACUUGGGCGCAGGUGAAAACUGCGAACACGAAAGGCGAGGUGACGUUUCAUUGGCCAUCAGAGUUAAUUUGA
Molecule: messenger RNA, 3823 nt
Organism: Pocillopora meandrina
Lineage: Eukaryota; Metazoa; Cnidaria; Anthozoa; Scleractinia; Pocilloporidae
Source: the annotation of a GenBank genome assembly